Molecule: messenger RNA, 450 nt
Organism: Enterobius vermicularis (human pinworm)
Lineage: Eukaryota; Metazoa; Nematoda; Chromadorea; Rhabditida; Oxyuridae
Source: the annotation of a GenBank genome assembly
AUGAUGUUGCCGACACAUCGUCCUGCAAUGGCAAGUACAAGUAAUCCUCUUCAGCUACCAUCAUCGUCUGCAACUUCGGUACUUCAUUCAUCGGAUGCAUCGCCAAGAAUGCGUAAAGAUGCACAGGAAGUUAAGUUCGGCGUCGGUAGGCAUCGAGAUAAGUUAGAAAAAAUUCGUGACUCAUUGCGACCCUAUGAGCAGCCAUGUAUGGCUGAUAAAAGUGUCAAAAAAGAUACCAAGUAUUCGACUGGUAGCAAGUGUUUAGAGGAAAAUUUAUUAAACAAUCGGCAAAUGAUGCUUAAUGCUUUAACGCAAAUACAUGGAUAUAAGGAGGAGGCAGCUUUAAGCGCUCUAGAAAGGGUUAAUUAUUCAAGUGUCAUCGCUGCGGCCGAGUACCUUGACAAUAUAGGAAAAGAAGCGAGGAAGAACGUUUUUUACCAGGUAUUAUAA